AUGUUUUGAUAACUUUUUUUUUUUUUUCUUUUGAUGAAGGUGUAUGUUUGAUAUUACCACCAUGAGAAUCACGAAGACUGGAGCACCCUUUGUUACCAAUUAUGCCGGGAAACACGCCGUCCUCCUAAUCAUCACUUUACUUCAAUUCAAGUGUACCACUGUGGUUUCCAGAGGCGGCGCUCACGCUGGAGGUGGAGGCCAUGCUCAUGUAGGAGGAGGCCAUGCUAGUGUGGGAGGUGGUCAUGUUAGUGCAGGAGGAGGAGGCCAUGCUAAUGUAGGAGGUGGUCAUGUUAGUGCAGGAGAAGGAGGCCAUGCUAGUGUAGGAGGUGGCCAUGCUACUGAAGAAGGAGGCCAUGCUGUUGGAGGCGGUGGCGGCCAUGGAGAAGAAGAAGGUGGACAUGGGAUCGGAAGAGGCGUCGGUAUGGUUCAUCGACCAGCGAAGAGGAACGGAGUCUCUGCACUAGUGACUCCCUUUGCCGAUAGAUUUGCAACUGCUUUCUUGAUCAUCGUUUUUUUUCUUUAA
This is a messenger RNA of Camelina sativa (false flax), 523 nucleotides long. The record is from RefSeq and is a predicted model, not a curated record. NCBI's taxonomy places the organism in Eukaryota, Viridiplantae, Streptophyta, Magnoliopsida, Brassicales, Brassicaceae.